UUUAAAUUUCAGCUGAGUGAAGAAAACUAUCCAAAUGCUAAGGAUUUGGAUAAGUAUCUAAAUAAGAGUGGUCUGAAAUUGGAAUACAACUCUACCUUCAAAAAUGCCAUCAGCUUUAACAAGAGUGUUGUUCAUGUCCCUACAGAUGUCUAUAAUGGAGCUUCAGAGAUUGUCAAUGGAAUCAGCUGGACAUCAGCUCUGGAUACUGUGUUUGAUGACAACCGACAUGACGACCCAAGCUUGUCUUGGCAAUACUUUGGUUCAGAUAAGGGAUUUAUGAGAACAUAUCCUGCCAAACGCUGGGACAAUAACAAUCCAAAUCAUGUUGAUUUAUAUGAUGCCAGGAGACGACCUUGGUAUAUUCAAGGAGCGACGUCCCCUAAGAAUAUUAUCAUUCUUAUUGAUGCAAGUGGAAGUAUGCAUGGAGUGCCCAUGAGAAUUGCAAAAUUAUCAGCUCAGAAUCUUAUUGACACCUUUGGAGAUAAUGACUUCUUUAAUGUUGUUUAUGUGAGUACAUACCUAAUAAAUAUAUGACUGUGUAAUGCUUUUGUUUUGGGAAUUUUUGCAAGUUCACUGAAAAGUAGUGCUGCCAACUCCUGAAAGGAUUAUUGUAGACCUUGAGACAUGAUCGCCUAAUAGUAAGCCACUCCUGAUUGAGCGGUCCAGGUUCGAGUCCUGGCCUGGGAGCGGGAGAGGGGUGGUUUUUAAAAAGAAGGUCAAAGCCUACUUUUCUUCUUUGGGCUCGAACACUGCAUAUCAUAUAAAAACCAGUUGUUUUUGGUACCUUAUAUUCAAUGUAUAUUUAACAAUUAGAUUAUGAGCUCGAGAUUUCCAUUGAACAAUUAGAUUAUGAGCUCAAGAUUUCUAU
Molecule: messenger RNA, 868 nt
Organism: Orbicella faveolata
Lineage: Eukaryota; Metazoa; Cnidaria; Anthozoa; Scleractinia; Merulinidae
Product: voltage-dependent calcium channel subunit alpha-2/delta-2-like
Cellular component (GO): voltage-gated calcium channel complex
Molecular function (GO): voltage-gated calcium channel activity
Source: RefSeq, a predicted model, not a curated record